Molecule: messenger RNA, 2046 nt
Organism: Phytomonas sp. Hart1
Lineage: Eukaryota; Euglenozoa; Kinetoplastea; Trypanosomatida; Trypanosomatidae
Source: the annotation of a GenBank genome assembly
AUGGCCGCGGUUCGACCUCUCACUGGGAUGCGUGCGCCGAUGACGGGCUCCCUGCGGCCCACGACGACCUCCGGCGGCGGCACCACCCUCGGCCGCAUUCAAACGCAAGUCCAGGAAGGGACCUUCACGGCGACCGUUUACGGCUUUAUUCGCGAUUCCCAAUACGCCGAGGCGGUGGAGCUGCUCUCCAUGCAGCUCGAGGAGUUCCCGCGAAGCCGCGCGGCGCUUUCGCUAAUCGCGUAUUGCUAUUAUAUGAUGGGGGAGUACAUGGAAUCCGCGAAAUUGUACGAGCAGCUCGUGCAGGUUUGCCCGAACGUCGAGGAAUACCGCGUGUAUUACGCGCAGGCGUUGUACAAAGCCGGGGCCUACCAAGACAGCACGCGGGUCUGUAGUAUGAUCGAAUCGGAGCAAUACGCGAUGCGGAUGACGAAACUUCAGGCCGUGAUCGCCUACGAGCAGGAGGACACCCCGCAAACGAAAGGGUUUUUGGAGAAAUCCCCGAUGGAGGACCCCGACACCGUCGUCCUUCAAGGCUGCGUGCUUUGCCGGGAAGGCAGUUAUGAAGAGGCGCUGGAGAAAUUUCAAGAAGCCCAAAACACCCUGGGGGAUAAGCCGGAAUUGAUGUAUAAUAUCGCCCUCGCGCAUUACCGCAUGCAGCAAUACGCGUCCUCGCUCAAGCACAUCGGCGAGAUCAUCAACAAAGGGGUCAAGGAGCAUCCGGAGCUCAACAUUGGGAGUAAUACCGAAGGGGUAGAGGCGCGUUCGGUGGGGAACACCCCACUUCUCAAAGAAACCGCUCUUAUUGAGGCUUUUAAUUUAAAAACCGCGAUCGAAUUUCAAAUGCAAAGCUUCAGUGCCGCCAAGGAAGCCCUGACGGAUAUGCCCCCACGGCAGGACGAGGAGUUGGACCCGGUGACCCUGCACAACACCGCCCUCAUCAACAUGAACGAUGACCCGGCGAGUGGCUUCAAAAAGUUCAAUUUUCUCCUCCAAAACCCACCCUUUCCUCCCGAAACCUUCCAAAAUUUACUGCUUUUUUAUUGCAAAUACGAGUAUUAUGACCUGGCGGCGGAUGUGUUGGCGGAAAAUCAGCAUCUCGCGUGGCAAUUUCUCUCGCACGACCAGCAGUCCCUUUACGAUUUCCUCGACGGCCUGAUCACCGCGCAGACCUCCCAGGCCGAGGCGUACCGAAAGUUCGACAUCCUCGCGCAAAAGCACGCGGACCAGCUGCGGAAGAUGACGAAGAAGAUCCAGGACGCGAAACAACGCCAUGAUAAGGAUGCCGUGAAGUUGGCCGUUCGCCAGUACGACUGCGCCCUCGAGGAGUAUAUUCCCAUUUUGAUGGCCCAGGCGAAUAUUUAUUGGUCUAUCGAGAACUACCCGAUGGUGGAGAAGCUCUUCCGGCAGUCCGCCGAGUUCUGCUCGGAGCACGAGGUGUGGAAGCUGAACGUGGCGCAUGUGUUUUUUAUGCAGGAAAACAAAUUCCGCGAGGCGAUUCGCUAUUACGAGCCCGUGGUGGCCGCCAACCAGGAAAAGAUUCUGACCUGCAGUGCGAUUGUCCUGGCGAAUUUGUGCGUGUCGUACAUCAUGACCGCCCAGAACGAAAAAGCAGAGGACAUCAUGCGCCGCAUCGAGCGCGAGGAGGAAACCCUCACCUACAAUGACCCGGAUAAACAGCCUUUACACCUGUGUAUUGUGAAUUUGGUGAUCGGGACUUUGUACUGCUCCAAGGGCAAUUUUGAGUUCGGGGUGUCGCGGAUUAUCAAGUCGUUGGAGCCCUACCACCGCAAACUCAUGACGGACACGUGGUUUUACGCCAAACGCUGCUUUUUGGCCCUGGCGAUGCACCUCGCAAAGCACAUCGUGACCCUAAAAGACAACACGUUUGAGGAGAUUCUUUCCUUUUUUGGCCAGGCCGAUAACUACGGCGAACACGUCCCGGCCUUCACCCACCCCGAUCCGUCAAAGCAGGAUACAUCCUCGCGAAACUCCGUUCGCUGGGAGGCUCGACAGCUUAAAAAUUUGUAUCUUAUCUUGCGCGAUUAA